Messenger RNA from Paracoccidioides lutzii Pb01, 558 nucleotides. RefSeq lists its product as hypothetical. The transcript has 2 exons. The record is from RefSeq and is a predicted model, not a curated record. The coding region runs from base 1 to 558 and encodes 185 amino acids.
AUGAAAAUGCAGGAAAACUCUAUCGAGAUAGAGGAAAGAAUUGAACUUGCAAUUUCAAAGAAGAACUUUUGCAAUCGAGAGGUUGUCGAGCAUAGAUUGUCUCUAUUUCAGGUUCAAGUUCUUAGUCAAUUGACCAACGACUCUUUCAAUAAAACCAGUGCCGCCUCCCACCAGCAGCUUGAGCCGUUGGGAGGUUUUAUUCCACCUUUGGUUCAACCCUUGGUUCGACCCUCUGGAGUUUCCAGCAACCGGGUUGCUGUGGGAGGCGAAAAACAGGCCUCCAACCGUCAAAAAGGGGAGGGGAAGGCAGAGACGGAGCUGAGAGAGCAAACGAAUACGGGUCUCGGAUGGGGCAGUUCCAGCCCUGUUGUACCCAGCGAGUUGCCGGUUGACAAAGCUGCCAUCCGCACUGGCAGCCGCCAGCUGGGCAGUUGGCCAGCCCGCCCUGCUGUGAAUGUUUACUCUGUUGAUUCGGGUGUUGUUGUCUGCUCUUGUCUGCUGUUGUCUGCUGUUGUCUUGUCUACUGUUUCGACGUUGCUGCUGCUGCUGCUUACCUAA